AGGUCAUAUUGCUUCAGCAUUGCUGAGACCAGUCGCUGCAUGGGUGCUCCAUGGUGUGGGCCAGUUGCGCGUUGGAAAGCGCAUGUGUUGUCAAGGCUGGAGUCAGCAUCCACUACGACAGCUCUGCACGUCAUGGGCAUUGGUGGCAGAGGCACUUUCCAAGAUGGGAACCGACCACCUUCCACGUCUUCCGUCACUUUGUGAGGCCUGACGCAGUAGUUCUGGACGUGGGCGGCUGGAUUGGCACCACAGCCGUGUGGCUGGCAGCCGUUGCAAGGAAGGUGGUGGUCCUGGAACCCGCCGAAGCGGCCUUCGAGGAGAUGCAAAAGCACGUUGCCAAGAAUCCAGACAGGCGGCACCGUUUGUCGCUCCUUCGCGCAGCCCUGGGCCCUCGACGAGGCUUCGUGCACAUGACCAACUACGGAGACUCAGCGGAUCAGGUGGCCAUGGCUGGUGGCAGCCUCACCAGCAUGUGGGACAUCCGCGAGUUGCUGUCAGCCUUUCCGGAUCUGGAAGAAGUCUCCUUGGUGAAAAUCGACGCAGAAGGCAGUGAGCGCGACAUCAUCCCAGCCCUCGCGGAGUUCUUGAAGCAAACCCGACCCGUGCUGCUGGUCUCGCUACAUCCAUAUGCCUUGAUGGAUGAGGAACUUGCAGUGUUGGUAUCACAACUCAGGGUGAUUUGCCCCUACCUCUAUGGCUUUUACAUGGUGAAUGGUACUUGGAUGCUGGCAGACUUCCAGACUCCAAUGUCCAAAGUCUCUGGUGGAUUACCUCAGGUUGCAGAUCCUGCAGAUGAUGCGUUGUGCAUUUGGCAGCCGGCGCCAUUGGACUUCUUCUACGACCUUGAAACAUGACCAGUGGCAACGUCAACGUGCCUGGGACGCUUGGGAUCUGGAGCUGAGAUCCCUGGGGUGAUUGCUGCGAUGAUCAUCGAUGAUGUGACGAUAUUUUUGGAAAAUGGAUGAACACAGCAAGAUCAAGAUCUAGAUGGCUGGGAAGAUUCAACGUGAUGGGAAGCUGCAGGUUGUCUGGCUCUUGUGACUCUUGUGGCGAAGCCAGAGUCGAGCUGCUGCGCGCUGUUUGUCUAGCUUGUGCUUUGGUCAUGGCAGAAGAUGCCAAAGGUUUGCAUAUCCGGUUGAAAAAAA
Cladocopium goreaui is the source of this 1145-nucleotide messenger RNA. NCBI's taxonomy places the organism in Eukaryota, Dinophyceae, Suessiales, Symbiodiniaceae. The record is from the annotation of a GenBank genome assembly.